This is a messenger RNA of Triplophysa rosa, 2180 nucleotides long. RefSeq names its product TBC1 domain family member 4. The record is from RefSeq and is a predicted model, not a curated record. The transcript has 15 exons. The coding region runs from base 86 to 1930 and encodes 614 amino acids. Lineage: Eukaryota; Metazoa; Chordata; Actinopteri; Cypriniformes; Nemacheilidae.
UAAACUUUUGUUUUGUUUUGAUGUGCGCGCGGAUGAAAGGAAAGCGUUUAAAAUGUUUUUAAACUGAAACUUUGAUAUCAUAAUCAUGUCGAGGAGAAGAAGCAGCUCGAGCAGCGGCAAAAGCAUCAGAUCCCGUCGCAGCAGCAGUGUAGGGUUUGAUGAAUUUGGCUUUGCACUCAGUAAAAAGAGAGACAAGAAACUUCAACACAGAUGUCACGAAUACAGCUAUCCUCAGCCAAAUCCGGUGAAAGUGAAGGAGUUGUGUGAAUUUCUCAGCUACUGGAAUGGAUCCAGUUUCAUUUGCAGAAAUCAGAUCGAGAGGUUUAUUCGUAUCGGCAUUCCUCCAGCUAUACGUGGACGAGUUUGGAAAUGUCUUCUAAACAUCGAUAGUCUCAGAGCAUCCUGCUCAUUUGAUUAUGAGGCAUGCCAGGCUGAAAUUCGUAAGCCACUGGUUGAUCUAGGUGUCAGUGAGUACAGUAUCAUCUCUACCAUAGACUCUCUGGUGGAUACGGAAAAUGAAAUCAGCAGCGGACACGCUUCAGGUCUUCCCAGCCCUGACCUGACUCUCUUCAAACAGAUCGCCCUCGAUCUACGGAGGUCAUUUCCAACCCAUCGUACUCUAAUGGGAGACCGUCCUGAAGCCAUUGAGGGUCAGGCCAAACUCUUCAGAGUUCUCACCGCACACGCCAGAUAUAAUCCUCAGAUCGGAUACGUCCAAGGGAUGUCCUACAUUGCUGCUGUGCUCCUGAUGAUCCUGUCUGAAGAAGAGGCUUUCUGGGCCAUGGUAGCUCUGCUAGAGAAGCCCAAGUAUCUGUCAGAGCUUUUUGACUCUUCGGUGAAAAAGAUUCAGCAUCAAGCUUUGGUUUUUCAUCAACUCCUGAAGCACAGAGCACCUCUACUCUUCCAGCAUUUGGAGACUCUUGGAGUGUCUUCUUUGCAUUUUAUCAUGCCGUGGUUCCUCACUCUCUUCACCUCUCUGCCAUGCUGGGACUCAGUGUUGGCUAUCUGGGAUCUUAUCAUGCUUCAUGGGCUGCAGGCUGUGUUUCGCACCGGUCUCACCAUCAUAACGCUCCUGGAGUCUCGCAUCAUGAACAUGACAGAGGAGGCCACGGUUCUUCCUGUUCUUCUGCGAGUGCCUGUAGACGUAUCCCAGUAUCGUGUCCUGAUCACAGCGCUCUGGAACACAGAGGUUCAGGAAUGGGAACUCAACUGCAUGAACCGUUUGGUCCUGGAUGAGAUGAGCGAAGGACUGAACACAGAGAAAGUGGAAAAAGAAAAUGUUCAAAGUGGUUCGACGUUUCUCCGCAAUGGGAAAAAAGAUGAAACACCCCCACAGGAAGUCGCCCGCAAGACCUCCAAGAAAGAGGCUUCAGGUGCUAAAAAUGUUUUCACGCGACUUCUGAAGGUGGCCCAGCACCUUUUGGAAACGGGGAAGAACGUUUCUGCCAAGUCUUCUCCUGCCAAGAAAAGCUCCACCCUCGCCCGUCUCCCCAAAACCAGACCAUCCACCUCCUUUCCUCACGCACAGGCUCGUACCAGGAGAAGCAGCAGUAGGCCUUCCCAGAGUUCCACUGUGGGCGGAGUCAGAAAGGAGCGACACCCUUCUCAAGAUUCAGAUGGAUGUGCCACUGAAGACAGCCCCAACUCUUCGAUAAUGCGGCUGAGGUCGGGUCCCGUUGGUAAAGUAGCUCGCCGAAGGAGUCUAGGUCAGUCGGCACGAGGAAGCUCCCACCUGGUCAAGAACCGCAGCGGUAGAUCUCUAAAACCACCAGCUGAAACAUGUGCGCAACCAGAAAACAACCGGAACAAUGAGGAUCGUCAAGAUGCUCAAACCAGGUGUACGUCUGCACAUUGUCCACCUCUGACUGAGAGAAGCUACAUCACAUGUCCCACGACAGCCAAUCAAGUGCGAGAAUCACAGUUAAUUUGAGACACCUCAUGACUCGCCAGAGAACAACGCGUACGUACCUCAAAACUGCUCAUUGAUCAAAACACUGUCAUCUUGGACUAUUAAGUCAGACCCUUCCCAGAUCUAUUCUGGAUGUAUUGUUUAACAUCGCUUUUGGCUGAAACAUAAUGACCACAUAAUGGUUACAUGCACUACAAACAACAGCAUUGAAUGUUGGUUUAAAAAUGUAGAAUUUUUUGUAUUUUAAUGUAGCGUUUAUAAUUUAAUAAAA